GGGUGAACAAGUAUAGCACCUCCCAGUUUCUUUGGUCAUAGAUCUGGUCGCCUCUUGUAGGCUACACUCAUUGUAUACGUGCAACAUGCAUUUUGGGUUUAGCGCGUAUCUAUAGCUGAGGAGGCUCGCUAUCUGGCUUGUCCACAGGGCCCCCUCCUUCUCACCACAUCCACCAUCUCUCUUCUCUACUUCGGGCCGCAGGAUAGUGCUGAAACAUGCCGAGACACUUGCAGGGCAGCUCGUGUCCGUCGCAGGUCCGCGAGGCUGGUUCUGGUUUGUAGCCUAGCUGGAUCUACUUUGUGGUGUAGUCUCCCCCAGCAUAUCUGAAUAUAACUAUUGCAAAGGAGGGAACAAGUUCAAGAAUAGAAAUAACUGCCCAAGAACGAGGUGAAGAAUACAGGAGAUCUAUACACCAAUAUUGGAAUCGAUGUUCGAUCAAGCUACGACUAUGGGCGAUGGGAUCGCUGAGGACCGCAACCACCACCACCACCACCGUGGAUCCAACUCUCUGUACGGUGACCGGAUGGACAAAUGCCAUACCGAACUUGGGAGCAGGUCGCCGGUGCAGAGUACAACCGAUACCGCGGGUACAUCGGCGUCAACCCCCACCUCCUCCAGUGAAGACGGACAUGAUAAACUGGACCCCGUGGACCCAGACUACUGCCAGAGGAUUUUAGUUCGAGAUGCUAAGGGUACCAUCCGGGAGAUCGUGUUGCCAAAGGGUCUCGACCUCGACAGGCCAAAACGCACGCGGACCUCCUUCACUGCAGAGCAGCUCUACCGGCUCGAGCUCGAGUUCCAGCGCUGCCAGUAUGUAGUCGGCCGAGAGCGCACUGAGCUGGCGAGGCAGCUGAACCUGUCUGAGACACAGGUUAAAGUGUGGUUCCAGAACCGCCGCACCAAGCAGAAGAAGGACACGACCAAGGACUCUGACAAGCACUCCUCCUCCACCUCGGAGUCACUGGCCACCUGUAACAUUUUGCGUCUCCUCGAACAGGGCCGCCUCCUCUCCGCCCCGCCCCCCAAUCCUACAUUGGGCCACCACCCAGGAAAUGGCUCCCUAUUGGUCAGCUCCGGAGGGGGCUCCUCCUCGCCAGGCGUGAGUAGGAGCACGCCACCAGGAAAUGGCAUUCUUGGCAUGGGUGGAACUUUCGGGCUGUCACUGCCCUCCCUGGGAGGGACUUCACCUUCACCACGUCUGGGCAUGCCGCCGCCGCACUCACUGUGCUUCUCAAUGCCGCUGCUAGGGGGCGCUCAUCAUGAACUGGCGUCUGGGUACGGGUGCGGGUCCUCGGCAUUUGAGCCAUACAUGCGGCUGGACAGGAUCUCCAAGGAUGGAGAUCUAAGUGGGAAGAAGAGAGUUUCCUAAA
Messenger RNA from Oncorhynchus keta (chum salmon), 1370 nucleotides. RefSeq names its product ventral anterior homeobox 2-like. The record is from RefSeq and is a predicted model, not a curated record. Bases 428 to 1369 code for a protein of 313 amino acids. NCBI's taxonomy places the organism in Eukaryota, Metazoa, Chordata, Actinopteri, Salmoniformes, Salmonidae. Gene Ontology annotation, biological process: brain development; regulation of DNA-templated transcription; central nervous system development. The transcript has 3 exons. Gene Ontology annotation, molecular function: DNA-binding transcription factor activity, RNA polymerase II-specific; DNA binding.